This is a messenger RNA of Macrobrachium nipponense, 1214 nucleotides long. RefSeq lists its product as uncharacterized. Lineage: Eukaryota; Metazoa; Arthropoda; Malacostraca; Decapoda; Palaemonidae. The coding region runs from base 172 to 1017 and encodes 281 amino acids. The record is from RefSeq and is a predicted model, not a curated record. The transcript has 7 exons.
CCUACCAUUGUUUCUAGAUCUCUUGAGAAUCGCAGUUUGCUCUCUCCGCAGGAAUGCUUUGUCCUAUAGAAUCUUACGGGUUUUUUAUACGAAAAUAUCAUAUAUUGUAAAGGGGGGUUGUCUUGGAAUUUGAACUUGUUGGUCGCUUGUGAAAAACUUCGUAUACGACGAAUGUCAAAGAUACGGUUGUUCGUGAGUAUAUUGGCAACUGUGUUCUCAGUUUCCUCUGUGACUUCGGGACUGGAAGUGGACGCCCAAAAGAACUUCCAACUCCGAGAAUGUCGCCAAAGGUCCUGGAGAGGAGACAUAGGAUCGCUGCCCGCCAAUAAAAUCCUACCCGAUCAUCCCAACAAGGUCAAGGUUCUCUCCCGCAGUCGACGAUUCAUUGGGUGGCCGAAGGGGUCGACCUUAACAAUCUACACAGGCCUCACUGUGCCCCUGCACACUUACGUCAACGGAGACACAAUGAACCUGUACUUGGGCUUCCCGUUCACGCUGAAUCUGCCCAGUGGAAAGCUGGUUCUCAAAGGGACGACGACUACUACCCCUCCUCCACCGUCCUCUUACGGGCAUUAUGGGAACUAUUCCAGCGGUGGCAGCGGCCCCUACAACAAGCAAGACUUCCCUCAAGAUUCACAUUACAAUUCCUUAUCCAAGAGGUCCAUUGACUCUCAAAGACGCACAGGCUUCAGCAUAAUCCAGAAUGGACUCGAGAAUCUUGGCCUUCCUGGAAAGUCCUGCCUCAUGAGAGCAGUCUGCGAGGUAGCCGACCACCCCGUCUCUGAUCUCGGUUUGGUCGGAGACUUUCUGAACCUCUUCCUGGCAGCUGGCUACGGAGAGGGUUCUGAGGAGAUGGCCGACUUCGUCUCCGCCGAAGAUCUCGGCCGCCGUGAAGGCGACUGUGAAAGCAAGUUCUCCGACUGCCCUCUGCCCCUGGCAGACCUUCUUCAGAGCGGCCUCUCUUACCUACACGCAGGAUUGGCUGGAGCUGGUUCUCAACACGCAAGUUUCCUUUGACUCCUCACCUUCAAACACCUCUGGGUCUUAGUCUGUCGAAAAUGUGAACCAGAAAUCCUUCUUCAUAUCUGGUGAGGAUCGAACUAGCAGAAAGUGCGUCGGCAACACAGGGAUUGCAGAGACUGAGUGGCUGACUAGGUUGGGGAAGGUAUAUCUGGAUGAAAAACUGAAGCGAGUCACAUAAUAUUGGAUAUCUG